AUGAAAGCUAUUUCGAAGGCCCGAACGUCCACUCCCAAAACUCCCAGGAGGGCCUCAAAAGUUUCGACCAAACGAAACGCAAACAAGAGCCUUGUGACGGCGGAAAAACAAGAAACGAAUGUUACAAUUGAUUUUGAAGUCCCUAUACUGAACGAGAGUGUUUUUAACAGUACAAACAAUUCUCUAGAUUUGAAUAAAAGAGACGGCCAGAGUGCCAAUAUGUUGAUUACGCGCAGUAAUGAUGAAAACUUGCAUGGGACAACAAAUUCCCUGAUGCGUUCAACCGUUGCUUUCGAAACAAACGACAAAGAUGAAAUAUUAUGCAGCAUAUGCCAGCAGAGGCUCGAUGACAUUAUUUUUUACGACAAGAGGCCAUUGGAUGGUAAAUCGGAGGCAAUGAGCAUUGUGGAUAAUCGUCUGGUACUGUUUGACGGCGAGGAAAAUAAUGAGUACUCUCAAGAGGACACGAGAGCGUACAACAAAAUUACGUGUUUCAGUGUCUACUGUAAAAACGGUCAUUUGUGUUCGUUUGAUUCUGGAUUAAUCGAUAAGGACAAAGAAAUAUAUUUUUCUGGAUACGUUAAACCAAUUUACAGCGAAGACCCUGUAAUAACCGAUGGCGUUGCUAUUCCGGGGAAAAAUUUCGGGCCUAUUGUCGAGUGGUGGACUACUGGGUUUGAUGUUGGAGAAAAACCGACGGUUGGUUUUUGCACCGAAUUGGGAGAUUACUUACUGAUGGAACCUUCGCCAGAGUAUGCUUCUUUUAUGGAAACUGCCACGCUCAAAAUAUUCGUCAGCAAAACAGUCAUUGAAUUCGUAUUACACGAGCCCGAUGCUUCGUACGAAGAUUUAUUGCGCAAACUUCAAGUAAGUCCUUUGUUUACAGAAGACGAUUUGAUGCGCCUUGCGCCGUUCAUAUGUAUGCAGUUAAUGUCUUUUGACGAAUUGUCGAAUCCUGCAGAACAACUGCUUGUCGUGUCACCUUGUAUACGCCGGAUGAUGGAUCUUGCCGGCAUUGAUUUCAGAUAUAAUUAUUUAGAGAAAUCCCAAUCAACGAGAAUUGGGAGAGAAACCAGAGUAAAUAAAAGGAAGAAGCGGUUGUACAAUUCUGAUGAAAUCAAUUCUAAUCUUAGUCUAGUCUUGGAUCAUCGUAAUCUCAUUGAAGUCAUUUUCCACUGCAAUCAAACAAAAAUUCCACAAGUAGCGAGUAAAAAUACACUCAAGUGCGAGUGUUGCGUCAAUUGCCGAAGGCCUGGAUGCGGUGAGUGCCUCGGUUGUACGCUUAAAAAAAAUUGCUGGCGAAAACGCUGUGCUUGGAGUGAAAUACAAGACGCAAAUAUAGAAGACGAAUGGCUAAGCAAAUUCAUUCCCACAAAAGAUAUACCCUUCAGUACUAUAGCAUACAACAACAAAAUAACGGGCAUCAAAGAAUAUAAAAAAGACGUGGCGUUGCUAGGUCCACCUAUUGCAUUUGAUAAUGGCGAUUCUUACUAUGAAUCUGCAAAAGUGUCCGGUUUCCACAUUAAAUCUGGUGAUUUUGUUUGUUUGCGCUCAAGUUUAACUUCAGUACCGCCUCAAAUAAUGAAAGUUCAUUACAUAUAUGAAAAUAAUUCCGGAGAAGCGAUGUGCCACGCAAACUUCUACUGGUGGGGUAAAGAUACUGUCUUGGGAGAGUUUUCAAAUCCCAAGGAAGUGUUUAAUAUAGCAUUGUGCAGUAACAUUCCCCUUGCCAGUAUUUCAAAAAAAGUAAAGGUCGUGGAGCGAAAAAAGCCUGUAUUUUGGGACCAAUCAAUCACUGCCCGCGAAUUUAAUGAGGAUAUUUAUUUUUGUGAGAAAUCGUUUGAACCGUUGACAGGAAAGUUCUACGAUUUGCCAGUCGAGGACGAAACACUGAGAGAAAAGUCACAGACACCGUACAAGUUUUGUAAAAUUCAAGUAGACGUAGAUCACGCUGAUGCACAAAAGAAACCUCGUGUCCUAACUAAGUUGGAUGAAAAAGACAAUAAAAUAAUGUACGAAAAAGUGUAUUACAAAAAUGAAGAGUAUUUCGUGGGAAGUACGGUGUACAUCAAACCCAGAAAAUUAUAUUUUAAAUUUCCGAUGUCUAAUAAUAAUGCAUACGUCGGUAGUGUAAAGAAUGAAACGAUUGAUGACAAGAAGUAUACAGAGUCGUACAGAAUAAAAAAGAUUCCAGUGAAGGAGUUGCAACAUGAAAUUCUACCAAUUUUGGAUAUAGGGUUUAUUACCGAACUGUUUUCUAUGGAUGAUAAAAUAUUUAUGAGAGUUAAAAAGUUUUAUAGACCAGAAAACACUCAUGACGGUAAAAAUUUAAUCAAAAAGAGUAAUUUGAAUCAACUUUUUUGGAGUGAAGAAGAGACCGAGAUGGAGUUCACACAUGUUAUUGGCAAAUGUUACGUAGUCCACAAAAAUUCUAUUAAAACUAGUGUCGACCAAUGGACAGCUGGAGGUCCUGAUCGCUUUUAUUUUUCAAAAGAAUACCAGGACGAAACAUUUGUCGACGUUAAUAAGGAAAGAUACAAGGGGUCAAUUGUGAUUCGUGACAUUCCUAAAGAGCAUCCCGUCACAAGAAAACUGAAAACGCUGAACAUAUUUGCUGGGUGUGGAGGCCUUGCAAUGGGAUUUCAAAGAUCUGGUUUGGCAAGCAUUAAAUGGGCUAUUGAACCUGAUAAAGCUGCACUCUCUGUGUUUCAAUUAAAUAUGACAAAGACUGAAGUCUUCAAUACAAAUGUCAAGUCGUUUUUGGAGGCAGUGAAAAAUGUUGAAGAAGAGCUUGACAAGCCAAAGAUUCCAACGGAAGAAGUGGAAUUUUUAUGCGCGACUAUUCCGGGCAAAAAUUACAAGUCAUUAGAAAACUUUAAAAAUUCAGACGUCGCAACAUUCAUAGAGUAUUGCGAAUAUUACCGACCAGUCUUAUUUGCCAUGGACGCGGACGAGAAUCUUGUGAAACAUAAUGACUUUUUAAAGUUAACUUUAAGUUGUUUUGUAACGAUUGGUUACCAAGUGACUUUUAAUGUUAUGCAAGUUGGGAAUUUCGGAGUUCCUCAAAAUCGAAAAAGAUCAGUGAUCUUAGGAGCUGCACCAGGGUACAAGUUACCAAGCUAUCCGAAAAACUUGCACGUUUUUCCCAAGUCAAUGUGUCAAUUUCAUGUCAUUGUUGAUGACAAAAAGUAUUGUCCCAUUGACGAAUGGAAUAAUUCCGCGCCAUUCCGCUCUGUUAAUGUGCACGAUGCCAUAUCAGACUUGCCACUCAUAGCUUAUGGACAGUAUAAAAACGAUUUAGGUUAUUACGGCAAACUUUUAACUCACUAUCAAAAAUUGAUGCGGCUUGGUGUGUCAGAAAACGAUAUGUUUGAUCACGAGUGCAAAAAAUUCAGUGCUUUAGUACAUGUCAGAUUUUUACUGUUGCCCCUAUCACCUGGAUCUGACUGGCGAAAUUUGCCCAACUCCGACAUGAAGCUAAUCGAUGGAUCUCAUACGAAAAAACUUAUUUACACGCACGACGAUACAGACGCCGGUAAGAACUCUGCCGGCGACAUGAGAGGUGUGUGUAGUUGCGCAAACGGAAGUGUCUGUGAUUUAAACUACAGACAAGAGGACACCAUAAUACCGUGGCAUCUUGUGCACUCUGCCAAGCGGCAUAAUCAAUGGGCCGGUCUAUACAGUAGAUUGCAAUGGGACGGUUACUUCGGAAACAUCACAAACCCUGAACCUUUGGGCACGGAGGGCCCGGUGAUACAUCCCCAGCAACCUCGAGUUGUAAGCGUACGCGAGUGCGCUCGAUCUCAAGGUUUCCCGGAUGAUUUCAAGCUAGGAGAUGCCGUGAGUACGCACGAUAAGUACCGGCUUAUCGGCCAGUCGACUUCGCCCCUGCUUUCCUUGUGUCUUGGAAGUGAAAUUAAGAAAAGCCUUUUGUGAGACUUCUCACCCAACGUAUCGAAAAGUACUUAAUCUCGUUUAUACAGUUUUAUUAUAUAUCAACAAAAUGUAAAUAACGUACAUUAAUUACUUUAAGUUGAAGAAACAUCUUACACAUAAAAUGUGUAGUCUUGGAUUACGACACACUAAGAUUGUAUGCGUCAAAACUCAAUCACGAAUCCAAAGAACAUAAUAUUAGUAGAUUGAACGCUGCAGCGUUGUUUAUUUUUUUUUUUUUUUUACAAGUUUUGACCAUUUUUAUUCGUUUUUCUCGUACA
This is a messenger RNA of Copidosoma floridanum, 4214 nucleotides long. RefSeq names its product DNA (cytosine-5)-methyltransferase PliMCI. Gene Ontology annotation, molecular function: chromatin binding; DNA (cytosine-5-)-methyltransferase activity; DNA binding. Lineage: Eukaryota; Metazoa; Arthropoda; Insecta; Hymenoptera; Encyrtidae. Gene Ontology annotation, cellular component: nucleus. Gene Ontology annotation, biological process: negative regulation of gene expression via chromosomal CpG island methylation; DNA methylation-dependent constitutive heterochromatin formation. The record is from RefSeq and is a predicted model, not a curated record.